Messenger RNA from Clonostachys rhizophaga, 324 nucleotides. Lineage: Eukaryota; Fungi; Ascomycota; Sordariomycetes; Hypocreales; Bionectriaceae. The record is from the annotation of a GenBank genome assembly.
AUGCCUCCGUCUCGGAUUCCCUCAUAUAUGGAUGCUCUCGUCGACGAAACUCUCAUCCCUGAUCCGGCCGGUCCCACACGCGGACAGAUACGCGAGGAAGGGUGGAUUUUGGCGGAGGUUCAUCUCAAGAAGAGUGGCUACCGUCAGUGGAUUGGUAUCUCGGUCCUCUACAAGCAGCUCACUCUUCGAUGGGUCAUCUGGAUGCGAAAGUCCAUGUCCGGCAAAAUGAAAUAUCCUGCAAUCAGCCAAAUGAGACCUGAUGUCUUGGUAACGACGCCCGGGCUCGAGAGGGUUGAGUGCGAGCGACUUAUGAAGAUCAUGUAG